AUGGGUGACUGGAAUUUGUUGGGGAGUGUUUUGGAAGAGGUCCACAUCCAUUCGACCAUGGUUGGGAAGAUCUGGCUCACCAUCCUCUUCGUGUUCCGGAUGCUGGUUCUGGGCGUGGCCGCUGAGGACGUGUGGGAUGAUGAGCAAAGUGAGUUUGUGUGUAACACAGAGCAGCCGGGCUGUAAGAACGUCUGCUACGACCACGUCUUCCCCAUCUCGCUCAUCCGCUACUGGGUCCUCCAGAUCAUCUUUGUGUCGUCUCCGUCUCUGGUCUACAUGGGACACGCCUUGUACCGUUUGAGGAGUCUGGACAAGGAGAGGCACCGGAAGAAAGCGUGUCUGAAGUCGGAGCUGGAGGGGACAGACAUCGAGCUGGAGCAGCACAGGAGGAUUGAGCGGGAGCUGAAAAAACUCGAGGAACAGAAGAAGGUGAGGAAAGCUCCUCUGAGAGGGUCGCUGCUGCGCACGUACAUUUUCCACAUCCUGACCAGGUCUGUGGUAGAGGUGGGCUUCAUUGUGGGUCAGUGCGCUCUGUAUGGCUUUGAACUGUCCCCCCUGUACAAAUGUCAAAGGUCACCUUGCCCCAACAGCGUCGAUUGUUUUGUGUCCCGACCAACAGAAAAGAACAUUUUCAUGGUUUUCAUGCUGGUCAUCGCAGGAGUUUCUUUAUUCCUCAACCUGCUGGAGAUCUUCCACCUGGGGCUUAAGAAGAUCCGGCAGACUUUGUUUGGGGACAGAUAUGUGGACAAUGACAGUGUGUGCAGGUGGAAGGACUCUGUGGUGCAGCCGGUCUGUGCGCUGUGUAAUUCCUCACCACACAGGGUGAUCCGGCUCUCACAGACUGCCGUGUCUGACCAGGAGGGACAUGCCCCCUCCAACAUCCCACCCAGGUGGGACAAAGUCCAAAUUCUCCAGCAGCUGGAGGAGGCAGAGCAGGGCCACACUCUGGAUGAGAGCAAGAACUCCUACAGCAGCAAUGAGGUGAAUGAACCUCAUGGCGCCAACCCAUAUGAAGGGUCACAGUCUCGACCCUCACUGGUGGCGAGCCACGUGGAGAUCCCGCCAGACCUGCACAAUCUGCAGAGGAAGCAGCGCCGAAUGAGCGACUCUCCUGAGAGUGAGCCCUAUCCCACAGCCAGGAAGAUCAGCUUUUUGUCCAGAGGAAUAUCAGAGGGCAAGCUGGAGAUGUCGUCUGACAGCGGUGACGCUCAGAGCGCAGCAGACAGCGAGGCGCCACGCCCAACCCAAACAGAGAGUCCGGUGAUGACAUCACCGCCUCCAGCCAGUGGCAGGAAGAUGAGCAUGGCAGGCGGAGCUGCAGAGUCCGACGAGGAGCUGCAGGGUCCGAGACGGAGCUGCAGGGUCCAAGACAGAGCUGCAGGGUCCGAGACGGAGCUGCAGGGUCCGACGAGGAGCUGCAGGGUCCGAGACGGAGCUGCAGGGUCCAAGACAGAGCUGCAGGGUCCGAGACGGAGCUGCAGGGUCCGACGAGGAGCUGCAGGGUCCGAGACGGAGCUGCAGGGUCCAAGACAGAGCUGCAGGGUCCGAGGAGGAGCUGCAGGGUCCGAGACGGAGCUGCAGGGUCCAAGACAGAGCUGCAGGGUCCGACAAGGAGCUGCAGGGUCCGAGACGGAGCUGCAGGGUCCGACGAGGAGCUGCAGGGUCCGAGACAGAGCUGCAGGGUCCGACGAGGAGCUGCAGGGUCUGAGACAGAGCUGCAGGGUCCGACGAGGAGCUGCAGGGUCCGACGAGGAGCUGCAGGGUCCGAGACGGAGCUGCAGGGUCCGAGACGGAGCUGCAGGGUCCGAGGAGGAGCUGCAGGGUCCGAGACGGAGCUGCAGGGUCCGAGACGGAGCUGCAGGGUCCGAGACGGAGCUGCUGGUUCCGACGAGGAGCUGCAGGGUCCGAGACGGACCGCGGUUGGGUUGUGAGGUUCACCAUUAG
Thalassophryne amazonica is the source of this 1944-nucleotide messenger RNA. RefSeq names its product gap junction alpha-10 protein-like. The record is from RefSeq and is a predicted model, not a curated record. Lineage: Eukaryota; Metazoa; Chordata; Actinopteri; Batrachoidiformes; Batrachoididae. Bases 1 to 1944 code for a protein of 647 amino acids. Gene Ontology annotation, cellular component: connexin complex. The transcript is spliced from 2 exons. Gene Ontology annotation, biological process: cell communication.